Verticillium alfalfae VaMs.102 is the source of this 1221-nucleotide messenger RNA. RefSeq names its product disulfide-isomerase A6. The transcript is spliced from 2 exons. The record is from RefSeq and is a predicted model, not a curated record. Gene Ontology annotation, molecular function: protein-disulfide reductase activity; protein disulfide isomerase activity. Gene Ontology annotation, cellular component: endoplasmic reticulum lumen. Gene Ontology annotation, biological process: response to endoplasmic reticulum stress. Bases 1 to 1221 code for a protein of 406 amino acids. Lineage: Eukaryota; Fungi; Ascomycota; Sordariomycetes; Glomerellales; Plectosphaerellaceae.
AUGCAUCAUCCCACCCUCCUCGCUGUGGGCAUCGCCGCCCUGGUAUCCAUGCCUGGGGCCAUGGCAGGCAUGUACCCUAAGAGCUCUGCUGUUCUCCAGGUGGAUGGCAAGAGCUACGACCGCUUGAUUGCGCAGUCGAACUACACUUCGAUUGUCGAGUUUUACGCCCCCUGGUGCGGCCACUGCAAGAACCUCCAGCCCGCCUACGAGAAGGCAGCCAAGAGCCUCGAAGGACUUGCCAAGGUCGCCGCCGUCGACUGUGACGAUGAUGCCAACAAGCCUCUCUGCGGUCAGUUUGGCAUCCAGGGCUUCCCCACCCUCAAAAUCAUUCGCCCUGGCAAGAAGAGCGGCAAGCCCGCCGUCGAAGACUACAACGGACCCCGCACCGCCACCGGCAUCGUCGACGCCCUUGUGGACAAGAUCAACAACCAUGUCAAGAAGGUGACCGACAAGGACCUCGAUGCCUUUGUCGCCUCUGGCACCGACAAGCCCAGGGCCAUCCUCUUCACCGAGAAGGGCACAACGAGCCCGCUGCUCCGCAGCAUCGCCAUUGACUUUCUCGAUGUCAUCACGAUUGCGCAGGCGAGGAACAACCAGAAGGCCGUUGUUGAAAAGUAUGGAAUCGAAAAGUUCCCCACACUGAUCCUGCUGCCCGUCGGCGCCAGCGAGCCUAUCGUCUACGAUGGCGCCAUGAAGAAGCCCGCCAUCGUCGAGUUCCUCUCUCAGGCCGGCACCCCUAACCCCGACCCUCCCGUCAAGGCUGGCAAGAAGGCCAAGUCCACUCCUAAGGCCGAACCCAAGGCUAAGGCUGCCGAGGAGAAGCCUGCCCCUGAAGCUGCGGCCGAAGAUGUUGUCGAGGAGCCUGUUGCCACCCCGGCAGCACCCGCUGCGGCGCCCAUUCCCUCCGUCGACACGGCCGAGCUUCAGAAGGAGUGCCUGGCCCCCAAGUCUCACACGUGCAUUCUGGCUCUCGUCCCGACCACCGCCAACGACAAGUCGGAGAAGGUUCUCGGCUCCCUCGCUGAGCUGGCUCACAAGUACACUCAGGGCGGCCGUCACCUGUUCCCCUUCUACGCUGUCUCCGGCGAGAACCCGAGCGCUGCCACGCUGACCAAGACGCUGAGCCUCAAGACUGACGUUGAGCUUGUUGCUGUGAACGCCCGCCGGGCUGGUGAGGCACUACGAGGGCGAGGCGAUGCCGCGAGCGUCGAGCUUGAUUGA